Messenger RNA from Osmerus eperlanus (European smelt), 2846 nucleotides. It is a transcript of the gene nkx2.3, whose product is annotated as NK2 homeobox 3. Gene Ontology annotation, biological process: cell differentiation; regulation of transcription by RNA polymerase II. Gene Ontology annotation, cellular component: nucleus. The coding region runs from base 312 to 1325 and encodes 337 amino acids. The record is from RefSeq and is a predicted model, not a curated record. The transcript is spliced from 2 exons. Gene Ontology annotation, molecular function: RNA polymerase II cis-regulatory region sequence-specific DNA binding; DNA-binding transcription factor activity, RNA polymerase II-specific. NCBI's taxonomy places the organism in Eukaryota, Metazoa, Chordata, Actinopteri, Osmeriformes, Osmeridae.
CGUAUCUCUCUGGCCCCAAGCUAAACAUGCCACAUCGGAGAAGACUGAGAGGAGUGUCAGAUUGAGAGGCAAACCAUACCUCCUCCUUCUCAUUGACAAACAGGCUGGGAGGUGCGCUCUCACAAGGAGCUUUCAACCUUUUACGCACGGCAGGCAGAACCAAUAAGAAUCUUCUUUUGUCCGUUCAGCCUUAUCGUAGGCUAUUUCAGAUCAAUUCUGAUUGAAAAAACACCUGCUUUUUGUCAGACUAACAAACUUUACCGUGCGGGACUGCAAUUCCUUUAUAUAAUGUGACGAAGCAGUCGGUGAUCAUGCUGUCUAGUCCGGCCGUAACCUCCUCCUCCUCCUCCACGCCUUUCUCUGUCAAGGAUAUCCUCAAGCUUGAGCUCCAGCAGCAGUCUCACCAGCAGCGGCACGUGUCUCUGGCUCCCCUCGGUCCACCGCUCUCCCGCCCGGGCAAACUUCAGCCACACAACCCCUUCGUGUCGCGGUCGCCCCCAGCCUGUAUGUUGACCGGUGGGGACAGCGCAAGCUCGAGCCCUGGUUUUUCCGAGGGCGAGGAAACGAUGUCGUACCUGAACACGCUGACGGUACAAGAUCGGUUAGUGGAGUCCGUUGUCCCCGCGGAAAUCUUCACACAGUCAGGACAGAGCAACUCUGCGGACACGAGCCUGGACACCGAGGUGGAAGACCUUGAAAAGAGUUGCGGCGGCACCUUGCAAAAGGCAGAGUGUGACGAGUUCGAAAACGACUCGGAAAGACUCCCUAAACAGCCGAGAACCAGACGGAAACCCAGAGUCCUCUUCUCCCAGACCCAAGUGUUUGAGCUGGAGCGGCGAUUCAAACACCAGCGCUAUCUGUCAGCCCCGGAGAGAGAGCACAUGGCCAGCUCCCUCAAACUUACCUCCACCCAGGUGAAGAUUUGGUUCCAGAACCGGAGAUACAAAUGUAAAAGGCAGCGGCAAGACAAGACUCUGGAGAUGGUCGGCCACCACCACCACCCUCCGCCGCCUAGGCGAGUGGCUGUCCCUGUACUGGUCCGAGACGGGAAACCUUGUCUGGCUGGAUCACAGACCUACAACACCCCCUAUACUGUUGGGACUCCAUCCCCGUAUAGCUACAACGGCUACCCGGCCUAUACAUAUAACAACUCAGUGUACUCUAACUCGUAUUCUAGCCUACCUUCUCUUGCGCCCAGCACCACUGCUAACGCGUUUAUGAACGUGAAUUUUGGGGGUCUUGGUUCGCAACCCUCGGCCCAGCCCUCUCAAGGAACGACGGUCACACCCUGUCAGGGAACACUGCAAGGUAUCCGUGCCUGGUAACGGAGGAUAUAUCAGUUAGUGUUUUUUUAAGACACUUGGAUGAUGACCCGAGCAGAAAUUAUUCAGGGGUGUAUUUCGGACCAUGAGCUCUCCAUGCAUCGUUUCUCGAAGGGAUAGUUUGGGCACCGACAAAGAGGGCGACUGUGGGCUACACUGUAAACGCAGAUAUUGGGGCCCAGUUCCCCCGGAUUUACCCAUUUUCGAAACCUUUCUGCCGUAUCUUUUCAGCGUAGGCUACUACCUUGCCUGUAACCUGUUUUAUGGUUACUGUUUUGUAACCAUAAAACUUAUGGCUGAAUAUGUCCGUAGGCCCACUGAACAGUAAUCACGGGAGGACAGGGGUUUGGUAAAUUGAGUGCCGCUUCACAGUAGGCUAGAGCACUGAAUCCUUUUUAUUUACACGUAAAAUUCUGUGAAACACACAGUUGAAUUCUUGUGUAAGUUGAAAGAGGAUAUAAUAGUCACAGGAAAGGCCUUUCGAUGGGAACCUUCCAUGUGCAGCACGACUGUGAUCCAAGGUCUUUCAGCGUUUAACUCCUAUUAUUUAUCUGGUUUUACCAGAGAUACAGAUCCAUUACAUUUUGAUUACAAGUUUAUUGUUAUUAUUAGGAUUAAGAAUGCAUCCGCAUGGAGAUUUAGUAUUCAUAUGUGCAUCUUUAGCCUACAUUGUCGAACUGCUUAGAUUUGUGAACUACAGUAGCCUUUGGCUAUAAGGCCCUAUUCUGACAAUUUCGAAAGGCCAGUAGGCCGCGCAACAUUUUCAAUGUCAAGUUCCGUGAAAAAAACAAAAUAGCCUACAACUGUUUAUAGGUCACGUAGACUUCUGCGUCUAAAUACUUGCACUCAUAUUAAAGACAGUACUGUAAAUUAAUGUGGUUAAACGUUGAUUUGUCUCAUGUUACAUAAAUAAUCCACCAAAAUAUGCAUGGGUGGUCUGUUGGUAUUGAGGGGUCUGUGUGAAAUAACAUUUCCUUAAUUGUUCGGCAAAGAGAAAUUGUCCAUCUUCUUGACCUAUAAGGGCGGUUUUCCAGGCCUGCUUUCUGGGGUAAAUAAGACGCAGAAUGUUAAGCUUGAGACAAGAACCAGAGCAAACUGAAUUCCGAAUCUUCAGUCCGGCGGGAGACGGAUACUAACCAGACAGGCAGCCCUGAAAGAACAAGUUCUGGGCGAGUCACAUCGCCAGUGCUGCCAAGCGGCCAUUUCUGUCACAAUAGCUUACAGGAAAAUGUUUGUAGGCAAACGUAUUAAAUCAUAGCAUAGGCUCACAGAGUUCAAAGAUAUGCGUAUAUUACACAGAGAUUUAAUUGUUCGCUUUUAAAAACUGACACGAUUUAGAAUUGUUCUUAAAAGAUUAAGAAUUAAUACAUGACACCACACAAAUAACCCUUAAUGAUCUCCGUAUGGAGAGAAUGUAUAAUAAAAUAAUGCUGAAAUUGAAAACAUAUAGCAUACAUAGGCCCAGUUAUCAUGACCAAUGACAACUGAUUUAUUUUAUUUUGGUUUAUCGUUUUGGUUUUGUUU